GGAGUGCGGCGCGGGGACAGGCGCUGGGCGGCCGCGGAGCUCCGGGUGCCGUCGCGUCCCCAGCGCCCCGGCCGGCCUGCGGGGGCGGCGCAGUUGCGAAACUGAGUGCCUGUGUAGAUCCUCCUAGAAUACCUGUGUGGUGCUGUCCUUCCUCAAGACUACCUCGUUCUCACUGGCUGGGAGACUCCUGCGUGCUGAGCUGACUCCACAGACUCAACCUUCUUCACUCCGUGUUCCUGCGGCUAGAGACAUGACCUAACACCCUGAUGACCACUCUCAGGGCCCUUGAGUGACUGGCUGCUGCACCAUGGAACUUAAAGUAUGGGUGGAUGGAGUUCAGAGGAUUGUUUGUGGAGUCACUGAAGUCACAACUUGCCAGGAGGUUGUCAUCGCCUUAGCUCAAGCAAUAGGUCGAACUGGAAGGUACACCCUUAUAGAGAAAUGGAGAGAUACUGAAAGACACUUAGCACCUCAUGAAAAUCCUAUCAUAUCCUUAAACAAAUGGGGGCAGUAUGCUAGUGAUGUGCAGCUCAUUCUACGACGAACCGGGCCGUCGCUCAGUGAGCGACCCACUUCAGACAGUGUGGCUCGAAUUCCUGAAAGAACUUUAUACAGGCAGAGUCUGCCCCCCUUAGCUAAACUGAGGCCUCAGAUCGACAAAUCAAUCAAAAGGAGAGAACCGAAAAGAAAAUCACUGACAUUUACAGGAGGUGCCAAAGGAUUAAUGGACAUUUUUGGAAAAGGUAAAGAAACAGAGUUUAAGCAAAAGGUGCUGAAUAACUGCAAAACAACAGCAGAUGAGUUGAAGAAGCUGAUCCGUCUGCAGACAGAGAAGCUUCAAUCCAUUGAGAAACAGCUGGAAUCUAAUGAAAUAGAAAUACGAUUUUGGGAGCAAAAGUAUAAUUCCAACCUUGAAGAGGAAAUUAUCCGUCUAGAGCAAAAGAUCAAAAGAAACGAUGUAGAAAUUGAGGAGGAAGAAUUCUGGGAAAAUGAGUUACAGAUUGAACAGGAAAAUGAAAAACAGCUGAAGGAUCAACUUCAAGAAAUAAGACAGAAAAUAACAGAAUGUGAAAACAAAUUAAAGAACUAUUUGGCACAGAUCCGGACUAUGGAAAGUGGUCUUGAAGCAGAAAAAUUGCAACGGGAAGUUCAGGAGGCACAGGUCAAUGAGGAAGAGGUUAAAGGAAAGAUCGGUAAGGUCAAAGGGGAAAUUGACAUUCAAGGCCAGCAGAGUCUGAGGUUGGAAAAUGGCAUUAAAGCUGUGGAAAGAUCUCUUGGACAAGCCACCAAACGCUUACAGGACAAAGAACAGGAACUGGAGCAGUUGACUAAGGAGUUGCGGCAAGUCAAUCUCCAGCAGUUUAUCCAGCAGACGGGGACAAAAGUUACCGUUUUGCCAGCGGAGCCCAUUGAAAUAGAGGCCUCACAUGCAGACAUUGAAAGGGAGGCACCAUUCCAGUCUGGGUCCCUGAAGCGACCUGGUUCAUCUCGGCAGCUCCCCAGUAAUCUUCGCAUUCUGCAGAAUCCUAUCUCAUCUGGUUUUAAUCCUGAAGGCAUAUAUGUAUGACAUUAUCUGUCUUUGGGGGGAGACCCAAAAGAGGUACCAAGGACAGUAAACUUCCUUUCUGAUUUGUGCCAAUGAUGAACAGAGGAUCUAUUCCACAAGCCGCUGUAUGUUUUUUCUCUCCUAAAUUGCAUACCACUUGGAGCCAUACCCUGUGCACUGAUGCUAAAGAACAAAGAAACUGUGUUUUCACACAUCAACAGUGUUGAUAUUUUUGUCCAGCAGCUGUAAUGCAAAGCCUUCGUUUUUAUUUGUAGUAUUUUGAGAGCUUUAGGAAAGUAUUAUAUAGUGUGUAUACAUAAAUAAACCGUGACUUAAGUAAGAGUGAAGAGAAAUUUGUGACUGGCUUAGUUUAAUUUAUUUCAUGUAAUCAAUUAAUGUGUGAAUGUUGAUGUUUUAAUAUUUUUAUUGACUUGUCCUGUGACUGACUUACAUUAUAUAUUGUGUGAUUAUGACUGUGUGCAUGUUGCCAGACUCCAUCCAUGCAUUGCUGAUUUACACUACACAGGUGUCCUAGGGUGCUCCACCAUCAAAACUAACUCCAGAGGAAGCCGCUUGCAUUUGUUUUGUGAAACUGUCCUAGCCAGUGCUUAAUUAGGUGAAAGAAUUCAGGGGUUUUUUAAAUCUGGAAUUUAGUCUUUCCUUUACAAUAUUUCCAAAUAUAUUUGUGGCCACAUAGCAUAAAAGAUAUUUUUCAUGAGGUAAAUUGUAUGUCUAAAACAUUUGCAGUGUUUCAGACACUGUUGAACAAAAAUGUAAUUGUUAAGUAUGUAUCCAAACAGGCAUGGGGUUUCCUGAUACAUCAUGUGUUUUGUUUCUGCCCUGUCUUAUCAUUUACACUCGCGGAUCUUCAGAAUUGAUCUAACAUAUAAGUUAUAGGUAUCUGAGGGCAGGGUUGGUCUACUUCAGGAACAUUGCUUCAUGUAUAUGAUCUAUUGGUGUACACACCAUGGGUAAGGUAUUGCUCGCACAUCAUUUACUCUGUGUAUUAUGGACCAUUGUGUUUUCUCCCAGUCACUUAGAUGGAAAGGAGAUUAAACCCUAGGUACUUUUUAGCAAGAAAAUAAAGUCAAAUUCAGCAUAUGUUUUUAUUUUUAGGCUUGACUUUUACAAGACAUUAAUCUCCAUUUGUACAUAUGUUUUUUUAUUUGUAAAGCCAAAAAUGAGUCAACACCUUUUUCAUGAGUAGUGACUUAACUAAGAUUUACAAGUAAUAUUUAGACAGAUUCAGUCAGACACCACUUAGCCAUUUUUACAUUCCCUCUGGUUACAUUUGGUACAGUAUAAUUAAGACUUUAAUCUGAAAUUUAAAGUAGUUUUAAUUCUGAAGAAAUUAUAUCCUCUAUUAUUUACAUGCAACAAAAUAAAAGUGAAUUCAUAUAGUAAUGCCGUGGUAACAAUAGAGAUAUGUCUUAUGCAUGAAGGCAACUUUGGAUGUUUUAACACAUUUGACUUACUUUGGUUUAGUGAAUGCUGACAAUGCUGCUCUACCUUGGUUUCCUAUGAAAAAUUUUAAGAAUGGCUAUGAGACUGUAUAGAAGCUUCUAGAGAACUGAAAGUAAUAAUGCAGAGUUGCCUUUUCUAGUGCAGCUAAGUGGCGGACCUCAACUGAAGAUAUGAUUUUCUUUGGGUUCUUGGAGUUAUCAAAGUGAUCUUGCCAUUAUGUUACUUUGCAAAUAACUGAAGUAAAUGAUUUUUACCUAAAUAACCACAACCUGUACACAUUUGCUUACAAUUUAUAAUAAUUAUUUUCUAUCUACCUAUAUUUAAAAUUAGAAUGAUUAAAAAAUAAUUUAUAGCUUUUGUGACAGUAGUGAUUUACAUAUGCCCAAUAUAUGCCUUAUUUCUAAAUAACUCAUUCUGUAUAAAGUCAUUUUGUUGUUCAGAGAAAUCAAGAUCUUAUUCACAAAGAAAAACAUUUUAUAAAUUGAUCACAUUUUAUUUAAGUCAAAAUGUUAAACUGGAGGCAGUAUUAAACUUUGCAAUUAGAAGUUUCAGAGAUGCCUUAGCAUACCAUGAAAAACACUGUCAAUAGUAAGUUUACUAUAAAUUGUUAUCAGAAUUAACCUAAUAACUUUAAAGAAGGACAAGCAGCAUCCCAGCAACAUGCAGUAGUCUUGGGUUCCCAGCAUAGUGUCACAGUUAACGUCUCUGACAACUUCAUCAGAAUUUCCAAGCUGCCAAAUAAUCUUCAUAGACCUGAUUACAGAUUUUUAAAAAUUUCCUAGAUGAGGAAAGUAUAGAAAUGUGAAUAUGAUGAAUACAUUGAGAAACUGUACUUUUUAAUUAGUUAUAUUACUUCUGGAAGCACAUAUCUAAGGAAUAUUUUCUAAUAAUCAGAGGGAAAAAACUCGUUUUCAUAGGAACAUCUGAAGAUACUUUAGUGUAUUUGUGAUCAUUUUUAUCUAUUGCAAAUACAAAUGAGUUAGAUAAGUGCCACAUCUUGGACACAUUUCGGAGGGGAGUGGGCAAUGGUAUACAAAAAUGCCAAAUAUAAAAUUUUCAUCUGGGGGGAAUAUUCAGGUUCUAAAUACUAAAUUAGAUUACAAUAUUUUUUGUUUUUUUUUUUAAAAAAACAUAUUGCAACUUGUUUUAUUGUGAUUUUCUAUAAGUAUUAAAUACAUUUAAAGAUCUUUUUAUCUUGCCAGGAAAUAAUUUGGAAUAGCGUUGGUAUAUUUGACCUUUUGAGUGUCUGUCGUCCUCAGAGAAUGGCCCAUAGUGUGUCACCCGUAGACAUAGUGUCCAUAGUCCUUUUGUUGUCCUUCUGAGAUAUUUUGGUUUGAUAACAUUUGUUGUUGUUG
Molecule: messenger RNA, 4365 nt
Organism: Piliocolobus tephrosceles (Ugandan red Colobus)
Lineage: Eukaryota; Metazoa; Chordata; Mammalia; Primates; Cercopithecidae
Gene: RASSF8
Product: Ras association domain family member 8
Exons: 6
Coding region: 308-1567 (419 amino acids)
Biological process (GO): signal transduction
Source: RefSeq, a predicted model, not a curated record